Messenger RNA from Parasteatoda tepidariorum (common house spider), 2775 nucleotides. Lineage: Eukaryota; Metazoa; Arthropoda; Arachnida; Araneae; Theridiidae. The record is from RefSeq and is a predicted model, not a curated record.
CAGCGAAUCGACGGAGACUUGUCUAACACUGGACUCAAGCUAGCGUUAAAGACCGAUAAAUAGUCGUCUGCUCGUGAAGGCGCCGCUCAUUCUUUUCAUAAAAAUGAAAAGAAAACUGAAAAUAUUUCCUCUCCCUCCCCCACUAUUUCAUCUCUUUUAUUAUAGAACGCCAUAAAUGAAGGGAGAUAAGAAAUAUCGGAAAUCUGGAAGUCCCAGUCUGUAAAAGUGUGUGUUGUUUCUGUGUCUAUUGUCUGAAAUAGAACCUUUUGUGAUUUAUCAUACACCUUAGCAAUAACAGACUGAGUGUUAGGAUUGGGGAGUAUAAAUUUCGUUGACGCAUCUAAGGUGUGCAGUUCUUGUUUCGAAGUUUAAGAUGAACCGCUAUGCCCAUUCAUUGGAUUAACAAAAGCUCAUUCAAUGAUGCAUUAAACAGUCAUCUGGAAAUACCGCAGCCUAUACUUUCCUUUUCCUCCGAUCUUGGUGCAACACGUGCACGACCACAGAAAGAAGCAAACAAGUCAAAAGAAAACAAAAAUCGAAUUCUAAAAAGGAACAGAAAUAAUCACGCAUUCAAAUCUUUCUUUUACCUGCGUGAGGAAGGAAAAAAAAUAAUAAAACAAAGCAUCAUAUGUCGGAAGAACCUGCACGAAAUGUGACGUCACACACUCGCUGCUCAUGUGAUGAAGGUAAACGUCACAGGGAAAUAAGCGAUUCGGAAAAGAAGGAAUACUUUGUAUUAUUUUUUUUUUGCGUUCGGCCGUCAUUCUUUCUAAACGAUGGUCGAGUCAAGAUGUUGCUCGUCAGCCGGUUCAGCAUGCUCUAACACGUUCGAUUGUUUACUUUUGGAGACAUGAGUAAAUGACCGCAUAAUGUUCUGGAUAAUUUAUUUGUGUGUUGUGUUUUUAGAAGCAUCGCGGGUGGAAUCGAUUUGUCGGCAUGUCAUGAAGGAGCCGAAAGGUGUCAUCACCACCCCCUAUUUCCCUGACCCCUAUCCGGUCCCCAUUAGCUGUCAGUGGGUCAUCGAAGCCCCCACGGACAAAGUGGUCGCCGUGUAUUUCACGCAGUUUUAUAUGAGGGAGGGGUUGAAGGCCACCGAAUAUGCUUAUUAUUCGGCGAACGUGAAGAUGGGCAAGACCGAAUUCGGGACCAUCAGCUCCGAGCGCGAACCCACCUACCUGGUGAGCAACAAGAACGUGUUGGUGCUUGAUUUCAAUGUGCGCGAGAUCGCCAACAUCCACAUGAGGGUGAGAGAGUACCUGUUGGAUGUGUUUGGUUUUAAUAUCACUUAUGAAUUUCUGUCCAGGAAUGAAAGUGAAAGAAAGGAUGCUUGUUUAUAUCACCACUGCUCAUUUAAUGGGAAUUGUUACGCGUCCGCCAAGUACGACAAGUACUACUGCAGUUGUUUUUCGAAGUAUUUCGGGGAGGAGUGCCAGUACGAUGCCGAGUGCGGACCAGAGGCCAGCAGGAACAUGUGUCAAAACGGAGGGACAUGCAGGUAUUACAUAGGUUCAACUGUAAGAACAUGUGAAUGUUUACCAGGAUAUGAUGGUGCUAGGUGCGAAGCCAAAAAAUCAACAGCCCCGAAACAAAUUGAAUGCUCGGGGUCUUCCUGUAACAGAACUUGUUCCGGUGAAUCUGGCGAAGAAGUGGAUAAAAACUGUACACAGGAUGACAGACGUUUACGCUACAUUAUAUCAUUGCAUCUAACAAAUCCGAAAGUGAACAGCAUACUAUCGGACAAAAAAAGGAUGGACACAUUUAAAAAGGAAAUGGAAAAUGCGCUUUUCCUAUUGUUCAAAGGGCGUCUAGAAGUUAUUGAAAAUAUCACAGUUUUGGAUGUCAAAAACAACGCUACAAUGACAUUUCAUAUGCUAUCCAGAAAGGAAGAUGGUGAAGAGAUUAGAUCAACAAUCGAACAAAUGUUAAAACUGGGAAAAUUGGGUAGUUUUGAUUUUGACCACGAUUACCAAAGAAUACACUCAGAACCAGCCCUGAGAAUUGAGCGCAUGGAGGCCAGUGAAAUGAUGCCCGUUGCCGAAGGAACUGAGCUGACCCUUGCCUGCAUGAUCGAGGGGUCGAGCGAGAUGAAGGUGGUGUGGUUCAGGGACAAUUCUCCUGUCCACAUUCAUUCGGCUGACCGAAGCAUGUGGACAACAAUGGUGCCCAAGAAUUCUCAAGAACAGUUCACUUCUCUGCUGGGAUUCGAUAGAGUGGCCAGUUUAGAUACAGGAAUGUUUACUUGCCAAGUAACAGAUUGGGGUUUUGUCCAGAACCGAAGUAUAUACGUCCACGUAUUGUCCGCCCCGCAACCCCAGCUCAGCCCCAUCACCGCAACCAUCUAUGUGGGAUCACCUCUCGUCAUUACCUGUCUCUCCCGGGAAGACAUUUACGGUAACUUUGGCUACACUUGGCUGAAGAACGGCAGAGUGCUCAACCCCAGUAUCGAACCCGAGAUGGCCGAAGAUCUGUUUCCGGCUGGUAGUCGUAUUCUGUUGCAGGGGGCCAAAUCUUCCGCCAUGUAUUCUUGCAUCAUCACCAGCUCAGCAGGUUCUACAAGAAAGGAUAGUAUCAUCACCGUCAUCGAUAAAGACAGUGAGUAAAGAGAAUUUAUUCCGUAGUUUUUAUGUAGUUUCCGUAGUUUCGGUCAUGUUUUAACUGACAACCACUACCGUUCCAGUCCUUUGUCUGUUUUAAACUAUCACAGCAAAGAACCAUACUGAUUUGAAAGAUUUGUACAAUACUGUUCAGCGGCAUUAAAGUAUUACGUAAGCACCU